GAACGGUGCUGCACUCUGAAACGUUUUCGUUAUGCAAAUAGACUAUUUAUUUUGAUAAUAUUUCGUAAUAUUUGGUGUGUUUCAGUGUUUGUAAGUUUUAAAUAAACUUUCAGUGUAUUAGAAACAAAACAAUUAGCAUGUUAAGAAUUCUCUCUUACUGAAAAAUUAACUUGUUCUUUGUUUUAGAUACAAGGAAGCGUAAGAGAUGUCUGAAGAACAAGUUCCUUGUGGAGAAGAAGCUAGUAGUGAUAAUGAACAGAAUACAUCGGAGAAGCUUUCGUACAAAGAACUGGAGAAGUUGGAAGAGGAAAAGUUGAAAGCCAAGAUGCCGAAAGGAGUUGCCAACCGUCCCAUGACUGGCCACUCGGUGUUCUUGCAGAAAAGAUUGGCACACAAGAAGUACUUUGACUCCGGUGAUUACCAAAUGGCGAAGCAGAAAACGAGGUCAGCGCCCGUGGAGCUGGUGUACGGAACGGGAGACACGAUCCCGACGCCGGAAACUGUGCCCGUCCGUAAAACCUCCAUCAUCCAGCCUACAAAGUUCUCGCCGAGCUCAACUUAGACCACCCGGAGGCUGGAACGGACAUUCACUUUGGAUAACAUUUCACCGUUACGAGCGUGGAGUUUUGCUGAGGCUGUCUUGUAUUUUAAUUCAUGAUGCAAAUGGUUUUGUAUUAUUUUGUAAAAAAAAAGGGGGGGGGGAGAGAGGAGUUGGGUAGAAAGUAUCUAAAAUGCAAAAAAAAAUUGUGGGUGUUAGAAUUUUUUUUACUUUUUUGAAUUGCAGUUAUGUGCAUAAUGAGGCAUGAAUAUGUGUUCUACAUGGUCAUAAGCAAAUUUUAAAAAUGUGACCUCUUUUUUGUAAAUGCCUUCAUCUUGCAGCAUCGGAAUUUAAAAAAACUGAAUUCACGCCAGUAUUUGUAAGUUCAUGACAGGUUUGCUUAACGUUUCUUUUCGGAUUGGUAUGUUGAGAAUUAUUUUUGACAAGAUAUUAUGUGUAUGCUGUUUUAAAACUUGGGCUGUCUCAAAGUGCGAAGCGGCGAUGCUGUGAUACAAGAUGGUACACUGCUUCAGUGUCUUGCUUUAAACAUGAUGUAAUGUGUGUCCCUAUACAGUGGUGAUUGUUAUUUCUGUUAGAUUCUUUGUGUAAAUUAUCAUUAGUAAGCUAUUCUUUAUGCAAAGUUAUCAUCAUUUAUCUCAUGACUCCCAAAUAUAACCAAUUUUACGUCUUGAAUUUUAGGGAAAUUUCAUUGGAGCAUUUAUUAUAUUUGCUGUUUUAAAGUUCAUGUAAAUGUUCUGACAUGUAUAGGUUAAAACCUAGUGUUAGUAUGUUUUUUUUUUCUUUCUGGAAUGAACAGUUUUGGUUGCAUUAUGUAGCUUAUAUAUGUAAGAUGCAAGUAUGCAUAGUGUAGUUUUGAAAUGUUUGUGAUUAAUUAUAAAUACAAAUCAAACAAGAA
Molecule: messenger RNA, 1454 nt
Organism: Bacillus rossius redtenbacheri
Lineage: Eukaryota; Metazoa; Arthropoda; Insecta; Phasmatodea; Bacillidae
Gene: endos
Product: cAMP-regulated phosphoprotein 19
Exons: 4
Coding region: 206-562 (118 amino acids)
Cellular component (GO): cytoplasm
Molecular function (GO): protein phosphatase inhibitor activity
Source: RefSeq, a predicted model, not a curated record